GAUAGUGUUGUUAAAAAUGGAUGAAUAUGUGAACGAGACUGUUCAUGGACUGUCGUAUUACCAUUCUGAUGAUGAGUUGGCUGCUGUAGUACUGUUCCCUGACUAUCCGGAGCCUCUGCUGCGCUUCGCGUCUGUUUGCUGUGUACUGUACAUGCUGAUCGGCAUCCCGGGGAACCUCAUCACUAUCGUGGCUCUCGCCAAAUGCAAAAAGGUUCGCAACGCUACAGCAAUAUUCAUCAUCAACUUGUCCCUCUCUGACCUUCUGUUCAGCUGCUUCAUUCUACCUCUGGCUGCUUCUACAUUCUGGAACAGAUCAUGGACCCACGGAAGGACACUGUGCCACAUGUUCCCAUUAGCAAGAUAUGCUUUGGUUGCUGUGUCGUUGUUCACCGUGCUUGCGAUUACAAUCAACAGAUAUGUCAUGAUUUCUCAUCCAAGGCUUUAUCCUACAUUAUACACGAAAAAAUACUUGUACUUGAUGAUAGCCAGCAUUUGGUUAUUCUCUUUCGGAGCACUCAUACCGACAAGUCUGGAGGUGUGGGGCCGGUUCAGUUUGGACCACAUCACCGGCUCGUGCACCAUUGUACCUGAUGAAAACGGAGCAACGCCCAAGAAACUUCUUUUCGCGAUAGCAUUUUUGCUACCCAGUUUGGCAAUCAUUCUGUGCUAUGCCCGAAUUCUAUGGAUAGUUCGUAAAACUGCAAAAAAAUCACGAAGUCGUCCUUCUAAGGAAAUGAAAUCCUUAAACAUGAGCACCACAACAAUAGAAACUGUCCAUUUAGAUAAAAGACGACCGUAUACCGCUCACUUUCCAAUGAACUGCUUCAUACAGACAGGUGCGGAGUUGUCAUCGUCUUGCGAAAGUUCUGUCCAAGAAGAUCCUGAAAAACAAGUCAGUACCCCUGAAAUUAAGGCCAGAACACUUGGCAAUGAGCCAAGGAACUUCCGUCAAAGUUUUGUGGCCACUAUGCGGUGGACAACAACGCCAAAGCCUCGUCUCCCGACGAAAAAGGAUAAAAAACUAUUGACCAUGAUUGUGGCAAUAAUGGUUUCUUUUUGUAUCUGCCACCUACCAAUCACGUUGGCAAAGACGAUUUUUUUGGAGUACACCUCUCAUCCAGUCGCGAACGUGGUCGGGUACGCCCUUAUUUACAUAACCACGUGUGUGAACCCUGUUAUAUACGUAGUGUUGUCCAGUGAAUACAGACAAGCAUACAAAAACCUUAUCAAAUGUGGACGGUGAACAUUUUGGAUGAUUCAAUUUAGAAUACUCAGAAUUGAUAGUAAAUAGCUGUCCAUGACCUGUUUAGUCAAAGUGAACUAAAUAGACAGAUUUUGUAUGGGCGAGGUAAAAGUGUGGUUUAUUUUUCAUGAAUGCAAUAUAUUGUUAUAUUAUUGGUUAUUUCACUAAAAAGUGUUACUUAUUGAUGUUCACAGAAAGAGUAAAAAUAUAUUAUAUUGCAUUAGUGAAAAUAUUGGCGUUCCAACAAUUGUUACAUUCCAAAUAAAACUAAUAUCGCUUUUAUCAAAAUACACCUUUCAGCUUUCUAAGUCAAUACGAAUCGAUUCUACUAUUACAUUAUUCAUAGUUUUAUGUGAUCUGUAUGUAAAUAUCUAAUAUUAAGCUUUAGCAAUAAUUUGUAGCAAAGAUCUAUAUAUACUAAGACUAGAAAGCAAUCAAAUUAUGGUAAUGAUGAAUGUUUGAAAUAUUAAAAUAUAAGUAUCUUUAACUGUGAAAAUAACAGUUACUUUUGCAAUUACUGAUUGAACCUAACUGUUUUUCGAGAGCAGUAAAACAUUAUUAAGACUAAGCUCAAUAAUAUAAUCGAUAUUUUUUCACUCUUAAAUGUAUACUACGACUUUCAAUCAAUACUUUUUGUGUACUCAUUAUUAUUUAUAUGGAACUGAAGCUUGUUACCUCUAUGUAGUUUUUACAACAUUUGGAACAUAUUACCGUAAAAUAACCGUUACAAAUACCCACUCAUGUAUCUAGCAUAAAAUUUGUGCGAUAAAUAAUAAUACUUAUAAGUAUUACGAUAUACCUAAGAGUUUUUUAUUAAGAAUAUUAUGGAAUAUAGUUUACGUUCUAAUUACGAAAAUUCGAAGGCCUCUUAAUUAAAGGUGACGAUUGUUUGUCGCGGCCAGUAAUGACGUGUUCGUACAUUAUUGCGGUGGAAAUUCUACGUAGUAUUCACAUACAAAACAUACUUAAUGAUGAACCGUAUUCCUUGAGAAUAGAAAUCAAAAUCGUAUACCGCAAUAUCGACGCGAUGGCGCACAAACCCGUCAUUUUUUGCGGUUGACAUAUAUGUGCUUUGUUCGCUGCUACAAAUAAUAGUCACCUACCUAUAAGGCGUUUCGUACUAGUGUACAAUAUCAAUGUGUGAUAUUAUUGUAAAUAAGGAGGAUGUCAAAGACAUUGAAAAAGUUUCGAUAACGAUUAAUAUUGAAUCGAUGACGGUGCUGUUACAUUCGAUUGAAGCUGUAUACAGAUUUGGACAAAGCAUGAAGUAAAUAAAGAAAUGGUAUUAAUCGUAACAUUGUUCUUAGAUUUACAACAAGUUUUCAUUAUUUGUAAACAUUUUGAUGGUUUAUUCUUAUUUAAUAUGGCAGCGGUUCGCUUCAACUUAUUAUUAGUUAAGUCAUCAACAAAGCUUGUAAAAUAUAAACGCAAUCGACAGCGCUUUGAUUCGAAAAUAUUAAUUAAACAAAUUAAAAGACGACCAUUCCAAAUGAUUGUCUGUUUUUGACGAGAUAUUGAAAUGUUACUAGUGUUUAGAAUUAAAUGUUUUUUAUGAUAGAAUUAUAUUAUAUAGUCGAGAUAAGUCGUAACCGAAGAUUUCCCAAAGAUAUGUUAUUGUAUUUAGGAAAUUUAUUUAGACAAUAGGCAUUAUCAGUGUAUUAAUUCGUUCUAAUAAAACACUAUCCAUUAAAAGAUUUUCCGAUAUAAAGACAAAUUCCUCGUUUUUUAAGGGUUUAUCCGGGCAAUAGAUGUAAAAAAGAAUCAAAUACAAAUCUGAUUAAUCUUUGGCAGCAAACAAAUUUGUAGAGUAAUGAGUUAUAAACUUUGACAUGGGUCUGAUAGGAUUAAUUUUGUUACGAUCUAAUAAGAACCAUAUAUACAAAUUGUAGACCACAGUUCGGACUUUGAGAAAUGCUUUUCAGAGGGUUAACUAUUGAUUUCAAAUUCAGAAUCACUUUGCUAUUCCAAUUUACAUUCAAGACAAAACCCUCUCAAUUUUCAUCAAAAGUGAUAAUUAAUGUGUAAACAUAAUAUUCAAAUGGAUAUUGAAUCUCAUAGCAAUUUAACAGAAGUCGGUCCUCCAAGCAACAAUCUACAACCUCACGUUUAAAUUCAAAAUCCUUAAAUUUGAAAUCCUGUAAAAGUUUUAAACCAACUGCCUGAAAUGAGGUAUGAAGUACCAGUCUACAGAAUCUUAAUAUCUCAGGUUUGACAUCUAAAUUGCAACUUAUAUUCAAAAAGUUCCAAUGGUAAUGAGCGGGGUUUAAAGAAACUGUACCAAUACUACCACUGUAUAUAGCAUUGAUUUAGUUUAUUGCACCAAAUUAUUUAAGUGUAAACUAUGUUUUAAUACCAAUAGAAUUAAUUAUGUUUAUUUAUUUUUUAAUUUAAGUUAAUGCACGAGAUGUUGCCAGAUCGCUGUUCUUGAAAAGCCUUAUAUCGCUUUCAUCUUGGACGUCUCGAAAAGGUUUUACUUGUUAACAGAGUCAAUAUUCUAAAUGCAAUUUGCAUAGCAAACAACAUAUUUCUUCAAGAAACUAGGAGAGUCCAUAAUGAAAAAGCAUAUAUAUACUCCUUGUAGUUAAAACUUGGCUUUGUUUAAAUACGUUGCUUUAGCCAAUAAGGUUACUCUAACCAUUAGCUACAAUACCAUUCAUUUGGCCUAAAGAUUGAUGUCGGUCAAUUGAGUUAUACAAUUGAUUGAAUCAAUUCUCAAUCGACACGCAAUCUGCAAGAUUGAUCUAAUAAUACUUAUGCAGGUCACGACAUCUAUUACCGGGACGACUCCAUGAAUUGCUUUCCGAAAUGGGAGUACUUAAAGAAAUUGUUAUGUCUGUAGGCGUACAUUUUAAUUGAAAACCCAAAUUAAAGGUGUUCCUUAUCAGAAAUAGAGUACUGUAGUUAAAACUAUUACUUUUCAUGACUUAAUAAUAAUGUGUAAAAUAUCCGAUGAUUGGAAAUUUGAUGCCAUUUUCUGUUGGUGGUCAUGUGACAGCUCGUGCAUUUAAGGAACUGUUAUUAAAUACUCUUUUGUAUGACAUGUAUAAGAACGUAAGUGGAACACCAAGACGUGUAGGUACCAAAGAACCAACGACCGGGGCCACAACCCUUAAGCCAUUGUACUUACCAAAGAUAUAAAUAAAAUAAAUUAUGAGACUACUGGA
Messenger RNA from Trichoplusia ni (cabbage looper), 4407 nucleotides. Its product is annotated as G-protein coupled receptor moody-like. The record is from RefSeq and is a predicted model, not a curated record. NCBI's taxonomy places the organism in Eukaryota, Metazoa, Arthropoda, Insecta, Lepidoptera, Noctuidae. Gene Ontology annotation, cellular component: membrane. Bases 17 to 1243 code for a protein of 408 amino acids. Gene Ontology annotation, molecular function: G protein-coupled receptor activity. The transcript is spliced from 3 exons. Gene Ontology annotation, biological process: G protein-coupled receptor signaling pathway.